GUGGUUUCAGCUCAGUUUAGUUCUUGGUGUGCUGCUAUACGUGCUCCACAAACCCAACAAACAAAUGAACUCUCACGGGUGUCAAUAAGGUUUCGACGUGUGGAGCCAGUUGGUGGCAGAAUCUUUCCCCUGCCUGUGGUCUGACCACAUCACUGUGACUUCACCCAUCACGUUUGGAAAACAAUUGUUAUUGCAGCCACUGGAAAAACAAAACAAUCAUGAGCACGCAUGAUCCAGAUGUGCACACCAUCUCUCCGGAGCUGCCAGCAAUGUUUGAUGGCAUGAAGUUGGCGGCAGUGGCAACAGUCCUCUAUGUCAUUGUGCGCUGCCUAAACCUCAAGAGCCCCACUGCACCCCCAGACCUCACCUAUCAGGAUACACCCCUGAACCACUUCCUGCUCAAGUCCUGUUCUCAGCUGACCAAAGAGUACAUUCCCCCAUUGUUGUGGGGUAAGAGUGGUCACCUCCAGACGGCCUUAUAUGGAAAACUUGGUCGUGUGAGCGCACCCCAUCCCAGUGGGAUCAGGAAGUACUUGCCCAUGCAGGAUGGGGCCACUGCAACCUUUGACCUCUUUGAACCAGUGGGGGACCACCGAACAGGAGAUGACAUCACCAUGGUGAUAUGCCCUGGUAUCGGUAACCAUAGUGAGAAGCAUUAUGUCCGAACCUUUGUGGAUUACGCGCAGAAGGACGGCUACCGCUGUGCUGUGCUGAACCACCUCGGAGCUCUACCAAACAUCGAACUCACUUCCCCACGCAUGUUUACCUAUGGGUGCACGUGGGAGUUUGCAGCCAUGGUUGGGUACAUUAAGCGAACGUAUCCUCAAACUCAGUUAAUAGUGAUUGGCUUCAGUCUGGGUGGGAACAUUGUCUGCAAGUUCCUGGGUGAGAACAUGUCCAACCAGGAGCGAGUGCUAUGCUGUGUCAGCGUCUGCCAAGGUUACAGUGCUCUCAGGGCCCAGGAAACAUUUCUACAGUGGGAUCAGUUCAGGCGUUUCUAUAAUUUUCUCAUGGCUGACAACAUGAAGAAAAUAAUCCUCUCACACAGACACAGUUUAUUUGGAGGAAACUCAGUCAAAAUGAUAGCUGGAGAUCUUGGACGGCUAUACACGGCAACGUCGCUCAUGCAGAUCGACGACAACAUAAUGAGGAAAUUCCAUGGCCAUAGCUCUCUCAAAGAGUAUUAUGAGAAAGAAAGUUGUGUACAUUACAUUCACAAUGUAAAUGUACCACUUCUGCUUGUCAACGCUGCAGAUGAUCCCCUGGUUCAUGACUCUUUACUCAAAAUCCCCCGUACAUUAGCAGAGAAGAAGCCAAACGUGAUCUUUGCCUUGACACUACACGGCGGCCACCUCGGGUUCUUCAAGGGCGCUGUCCUCUUCCCCAAGCCACUCACCUGGAUGGACAAAGUGAUUGUGGGCUAUGCCAACGCCAUAUGCCAAUGGCAGAAGCAGAAACCCCCGUGCCAAAGCAACCACCUGAGUGAGAAUUCCUGCACAAAGGAAAAAGACUAAACCCUGUCUUUCGAUCUCUUUUUCCUCACUUCCUGACCGUAAACCACACAAGACUCCACUGUCCCUGCACUGAGGAGCCACGUGGAAUUCCUCCCGCUCUCCUCUGCCUUCUUUGGUGCUGCUCAAUGCUGCAGAUCUCUGCACCCGCCACACGCCCCCAUGCCUUCAGCGACCGUCGCAGGGACAAGCAACUGCCUCUGGGAAGUUCAGAGGAGGAACACAUUGUUUCAUGAUGUGUGCUCAAUGGGGACCUUUUGAUUAUGAUGCCAUUGACUAAAUAUGAUAUGAUGUGGACCACAAAAGUGAGCCCAUCUAAGUAGUGCAGUGCUGCGCUUGGUGCCCAUUCCUGAUCACUAACCAUACUGCCUCAAUGCAUCAUCGUCUUUGUACUAUUCCUCUCAUUCAUAAUAUAGUGGCUGCGUGUCGAGUUGAAGACGGGGGACAGCGCUGUAACACUGAUUGGUCAGCUCAGUCCAAGCUCUCAGCUGUAGUUUGUAGAAAUUUACCCAAGUUAAAAUAAUAUCUUCGUAGGAUUUUCCACUCAGCUCAACUCUCAUGGCACUUUGUUUUUUGUUUUUCGUGUGUGUGUGUGUGUGUGUGUGUCGGGGGGGGACUUGAAGAGGAAGAAAGUAUAAGUGCUCGUGAGCAGGGAUCAACUCCCAAAUUGGAUCCAUGAACAUUCGACCAGUUACAUUGGAAUACUCUGAUUCCGUGCACUUUUUAGCUCCAUCCCUCUCGUUGUUUUGUUUGUUUGGUUUGUUUUUUGGCUCUGGUAGUGAGAGGAAAAAUAGGGUGUAUAAUAAUGUAAUUCCAAUGUUGCCCGCGUUGUCUGUUGUUGGGGUCAUCGCAAUCUAAUUCUUUUCCGGUCACCUUUGAUCAGCUGCAGCAUUAGUCGAGACGCUAACCUACUGCCAAUGCUCAGAGACCGCUUUGCACCUUAUAAAGGGGCAGUUUGGCAUUGGGACGCACACCCACUCACAAGCUUGGUUUAAAUGAUCUUUGUUAUGAGGUAGGGCUAGUUAAAAGGGCCAAGUUACUAAGGGACGAACCACGUUUAGCUUUGUGGACUGUUUGAACAAUACUGGUGAUUGUCAUGUUUUAUUAUUAGCUGGUGAACAGUGCUUAUAUAAGUGACAGAUAUUCUAUGUAAGGAAGACAACAAAAUACAGUAAAAUGCUUAAAUGUGACUUAUCUUGAUGCACUUAAACAGUAAUAGUUAGAGAUCUGAUUGCAAAAUUAAGGUGAAGUAGUACCUUUCAGUUUUUAUUUUGAAUGUUGAGAGGAGAAAAGUUCGUUUUAAAAUGAAAAUGCAAUGCAAGUAAAGGGUUUGCAACUGUUUACUUUGAAAGAACCAGCACCAAUCUCGGAUAAAACCUGGAUAAAUCUCACAUAAGAGGUCUGAAGUUUAUAUGUUCACGGCCAUACGAUAAAGUUUUUUAUAACAUUUUUUUCUAACAAUGUUGAAAAAAAAAAGUGCACAAUUUAUGCAAUAGCUUGCCUCUGGAGUGGCGCAUAACAUAUGCUCUGAAUGUACCCGUUUGUUCGUACAGGGCUGGCUGAUGGUGUCUAGCGCUUUCAGCAACAAAAUAAUAGUCUUCACUCUUGACCCCAGAUUUCGUUUCUCAUUCAUCAAAUAUGAUCGACCCUGCCAAAUUCCUCUUUUUCCUCUGUCCAGUUGUUUUUCAUUCAAAUAUCGUCAGGUUUAAAUUCAGUGCAGAGUGCUGGUGUCUUAGAUGCAAAAUUUGGUUGUAACAUUGACAGAGAAACUAAAUAUAGCCAUGACCAAUUACACCUAUUUCUUUUAGACAGCAUGGCGUUUAUGCAACCAUCACAGAAACCGUUUCCUAGAAGAGAAACCAGCGUGACUCCAUCGCUUGAUUUAUUGAAUUCAGACAAUGCAUCAUGAAUGAAUUUAUUUUUUACCUCUAACCAACUUUACUAUUUUUUUGGGGUGGGGGGGGCUGGCGAAUGAUUCUUGGGUUUGUGUUAUAAUGUAAGACGUCUUGUAUUCCAAAUACCUAUCCAUGUUUUUGUCUUGGGAAAUGAGACAUACUAUGCCAUAUCAUCACCUCUAACAACAACCAAAAGGAUUGACUUCACCAAAUGACAAGAGUUUAAGUAUUUAAAAGCUAAUUUAUUAUGAAAUAUUUAAGAUGGGAUUGAGAAAAAUAAAGGUUAUUAUCCAUCAAAAGCGAUUUAUGAAUAUCGGGUGUAAUGUGAAUGUGACACCAUGGUGGAGGACCAGAAAUGUUGUUCUGUGUUGUAAGAGAAAAUUAAUUUCUAUACCCAGUGCAUCUAAAAUGUUUUAUUUAAUUUUUGCUAGCAUUUUGGGCCAAUGCCUUUUUUUUCUCUCUCAGGAGAACUAAAUGAUUGAACAGUAGAAUCCAAAAUCACCCAUCAGGUUAGAGUCAAGUAACAAUGUUAAGCCACGGUAAAUAUGCAGCUUUAAUUUUGUUUGAAUUUGUUUACGCUGAAAUACCAUGAAAGCAUGUCAGGAUGACAACAUAGAUGCACAUACUAU
This is a messenger RNA of Syngnathoides biaculeatus (alligator pipefish), 4035 nucleotides long. RefSeq names its product monoacylglycerol lipase ABHD2. Bases 219 to 1514 code for a protein of 431 amino acids. Gene Ontology annotation, cellular component: sperm plasma membrane; sperm flagellum. The transcript is spliced from 11 exons. Gene Ontology annotation, biological process: acylglycerol catabolic process; medium-chain fatty acid catabolic process; steroid hormone receptor signaling pathway. The record is from RefSeq and is a predicted model, not a curated record. NCBI's taxonomy places the organism in Eukaryota, Metazoa, Chordata, Actinopteri, Syngnathiformes, Syngnathidae. Gene Ontology annotation, molecular function: monoacylglycerol lipase activity; acetylesterase activity.